Molecule: messenger RNA, 1408 nt
Organism: Hydra vulgaris (swiftwater hydra)
Lineage: Eukaryota; Metazoa; Cnidaria; Hydrozoa; Anthoathecata; Hydridae
Product: RNA-binding protein 4.1
Biological process (GO): positive regulation of mRNA splicing, via spliceosome
Cellular component (GO): spliceosomal complex
Molecular function (GO): RNA binding; zinc ion binding
Source: RefSeq, a predicted model, not a curated record
UUUACAAGUUCGCUACCAGAUUACAAGUAUCACAGAAGUAAAGAAAGCUGUUUCCGUCCACACUUACUUUAAACAGUAAUUUGCAUUUGCCUUCCAAGUAAGUUAAUUUAACAAUAUGCCUCAGGAAAAUGGCAUUGACGACAAAACUAUAAAGUUGUAUAUAGGAGGAAUAGAUCCGUCAUGGUCGAACGAAAAAGUUACGGAAAUUUUGUCAAAGUAUGGUAAAGUUAAACGAACUGAUGUUGUAAAAAACUAUGCCUUUGCGUUUGUUGAAAACAAAGAUGAAGCUACAAAUAUUAUCAAUGGUGCAAGUGGUACCAUAACAGAUGGGUUCAAAAUUGUAGUUCAGAUUUCAAAAAACAAGCAAAAUUUGCCAGAAGGGGAUGAUUUAUGUUUUGAGUGUGGAAAGGGAGGCCAUUGGGCAAAAGAAUGUUCACAAAGGAGAGCUCGUUUGGAAGGAAGGCGUGGACAUACAGGGCCUAUUAGAGGUAGAGAUCCGUAUAGCAACAGUAGAGAGCGAUUUAAUGGACCUCCACAAAUUCCUAAUAGGAACACUUACUUACGAGAUUCUUAUCCUCGAAAUCCUUAUACACGUGAUGCAUACUAUAGAGAUCCAUAUGCUUGUGAUAUGUAUUCCAGGGAUCUUUAUUCACAUGACCCAUAUUUGUCAAGAGAUCCAUAUUGUCCUGAUCCAUAUGGUAGUGAAUAUGAGCUUGAUAGAUAUAGUGUCAUAGGUAGAUCUAGAAGUCCUAUUUUAAGAUCACCAUAUAUUAGACCUGUUGAUCCAUAUGCAGUUGCUCGAGAAAAGCUAGCAUAUGGAGAUGUUUCAAGAAUAGAUCCUUAUACAAUACGAAGAGAUCCCUAUGAUACAAUUCCGUCUGAUCCAUAUGCCCUUGCUUCUACUAGAAGAAUGGAUGUUUACGAGAGAGAUCCUAGAAGGGUUGAAAACUUUGAAAGAGAUCGCUAUGCAACUGCUGCUGGUCCUGCUGAUAAGAGAUAAAAGUAAUUGAAAGUAUUGAGAUGUGUUCACUAUUUGUUAUGUUUGGAUGAUGGGUUGUGAAGAUAUUUUGUUUGUGUGCUAUGGUAUUCAGUUAAAAUUUGGAUUGUUAAAAUGAGUCACUGCAACGCUUGAGAAGUUUACAAAUGCAAAUCACGUGUAUACUUGAGAAUGUCAUGUUUUGGUAACUGAUAUAAAAAAAAUAUUGAAGUAUUACGCCUAUGUGAUAAAGUGAGAGUAAUAUAUAAUUAUUUUAACGAGAUUCAUAUUAAUUUUUGGUGCUUAAAUACAUGUACUAUUUUAAAAUGGUUAAAUAUAUUAAUAUGUAUUUAGAUAUGGCACAUGACUAUAAAGGAUGUAAAUAGUUAUAUUUUUAAAAAUAUAUAUAUAUCAAUCAGCGAGAAUUUCUGA